GACUUCCUCUCAGCCAUUUCCGGCGGAGUCCAGAAGUCGGAGCUUUUCCCUUCCUUGCCGGGUAGUUUGCUAAUUUUCUGCGUGAGUCUCCUUGUUUUAGUUCGGGAGGCGCCUGUGGGCUGGCCUGCUCCAGCCAUGGCGGGGGCCGCCCCGGCCACGGCCUUCGGGCAGGCGGUGAUCGGGCCCCCGGGCUCGGGGAAGACCACGUACUGCCUGGGCAUGAGUGAGUUCCUGCGCGCGCUCGGCCGGCGCGUGGCCGUGGUGAACCUGGACCCAGCUAAUGAAGGGCUACCCUAUGAGUGUGCCGUGGACGUGGGCGAGCUGGUGGGGCUGGGGGACGUGAUGGACGCGCUGCGCCUGGGCCCCAACGGUGGCCUGCUCUACUGCAUGGAGUACCUGGAAGCCAACCUGGACUGGCUGCGCGCCAAGCUCGAGCCCCUCCGAGGCCACUACUUUCUCUUCGACUGCCCCGGCCAGGUGGAGCUCUGCACGCACCAUGCCGCCCUGCGCAAUAUCUUCUCCCAGAUGGCACAGUGGGACCUCAGGCUGACGGCUGUCCAUCUUGUGGAUUCUCACUACUGCACAGACCCAGGCAAGUUCAUCUCAGUGCUGUGCACCUCCCUGGCCACCAUGCUGCAUGUGGAGCUGCCCCAUGUCAACCUCCUCUCCAAGAUGGACCUUAUUGAACACUAUGGGAAGCUGGCCUUCAACCUGGACUACUACACGGAAGUCCUGGACCUCUCCUACCUGCUUGAGCACCUGGCAUCUGACCCGUUCUUCAGUCACUACCGUCAGCUCAAUGAGAAGCUGGUCCAGCUCAUCGAAGACUACAGCCUGGUCUCCUUUAUCCCUCUGAACAUCCAGGACAAGGACAGCAUCCAGCGAGUCCUACAGGCUGUGGAUAAAGCCAAUGGCUACUGUUUUGGGGUUCAAGAGCAGCGAAGCCUGGAGGCCAUGAUGUCUGCUGCCAUGGGAGCUGACUUUCAUUUCUCCUCCACUCUGGGCAUCCAGGAGAAGUACUUAGCAUCCUCGGACCAGACGGCAGAGCAGGAAGCCAUGCAGCUCUAGCAGCUGGGUCUGGAUGACCGCUGGAUCGCCACCCAAAGACGUGUCCAGCCUGGAUGACCGCCGGAUUGCCACCCAAAGCCGUGUCCAGCCUGGCGGAGGAAGAUCAUCCUGCAAAGGACUUCCAAUAAAAAGCCAGACAUUGCACCCUCAGUGGUGCCCCAAGCUUGGAGCCUUGCCCCCACAAAAUGCUGCCUGAAAGUUGGGAACUGUCUCUAUUGGGGCUGCGGUGGGGUGUGUUGGGAUGUGAGAUUAUUCCCUGCUUUUUGUGGGCUUCAAACUUUUCUUCAAGUCUCUGGAACCAGGGGUUUGGAGCAAAAGAAAAGAAUUGUCUCUGUCCCUGCAAAUAACCCUGCGUCUUUGUUUUGUUUUCAUUGCAUUUAUUUUGUGUUUGUGCACAAUGUCUGUGUGACAGGCAGGCACACCUGUGGAGGUCAGGGGAUAGUUAGGUCAUGUAAGCUGCUUCUCUUCUGAAUUCUGGGAGCUGCCCUCAGGUUAUUGAACUUGGUGACAUGUUCCUUUACCUGCUGAGCCAUCAUGGCGGCCCCGCUUGUUUCUGCAUCCAGGUCAUGGUUUCACACAGCUCAGCUCAGGUGUGGGUUCUCAGCACUUGUCCUGUGAUUUGGCCAUUCUUCAGGGUUAACUGAGCCUUAAGGUCAGGCAUGCGCAGGUGACUGUUCCUAGCCAGACCUGACUUAAUGCUUGCUUUAUUUUAUCCUACAUAUUAUGUAGUUUUGUUCUGUUUGGGGCUAAUAUUUGAAAGAUUAGACAGGUGAUAGAGGCACACGCCUUCAAUCCCAACACUCUGGAGGCAGAGGCAGGUGAAACUCUUGAGUUCGAGGCCA
Molecule: messenger RNA, 1910 nt
Organism: Microtus oregoni (creeping vole)
Lineage: Eukaryota; Metazoa; Chordata; Mammalia; Rodentia; Cricetidae
Gene: Gpn2
Product: GPN-loop GTPase 2
Exons: 5
Coding region: 136-1068 (310 amino acids)
Cellular component (GO): cytoplasm
Molecular function (GO): GTPase activity
Source: RefSeq, a predicted model, not a curated record